AGGAGGAGCGCGGGGAGGAGGGCGAGGGGAGGGAGGAGGCGCCCGCCCGACUCCCUGCAAAGCGGCCUUAUUUAUCUGGGCACAGCCUCAGCCUCCCCGGUGGGAGGCUCGGGGCGGCCGAUCCUCUCCCACCGGGGAGCUCCUCUCGGGGCGCGGCCGAGGGGGCCGGCCAGGCCGGCGCGGGGCGCUGGGCACGGCCGGGCCCUGCCGGCCAGGCCAGCACCUCGGCCGCCUCCCCGCUUCGCGGGCGCCCAUGCCGGGCUCCCCAUGACGGGAGGGCGCCCGGCGGACAGCGUGGCAUGAGCCAGGAGCCCGGGCCGAGAGCUAGCGAGGAAGAUGUCGAGCCCGGGCAUCAACGGCGACUCCAAGCCUCCAUGCUUGCCUCGAAACGGCCUGGUAAAGCUGCCGGGCCAGCCCAACGGCCUGGGUGCAGCCAGUAUCACCAAGGGCACUCCGGCUGCCAAGAACCGCCCCUGCCAGCCACCACCCCCACCCACCCUCCCGCCACCCAGCCUGGCUUCCCCGAUGCCGAGGGCUGCCCUUGCGGGGGGCCUGUGCCCCGCCGCGGGGCUUCCCAUUGGUGGACCAGCCUCAGCGCCGGUGCCUGGGCCCCCAGCAGAGCGGCCACCGCUAGCCACAGACGAAAAGAUCCUCAACGGCCUGUUCUGGUACUUCUCGGCCUGCGAGAAGUGCGUGCUGGCCCAGGUGUGCAAGGCCUGGCGGCGCGUGCUCUACCAGCCCAAGUUCUGGGCAGGCCUGACACCCGUGUUGCAUGCCAAGGAGCUCUACAACGUGCUGCCUGGUGGUGAGAAGGAGUUCGUGAACCUGCAGGGCUUCGCUGCGCGUGGCUUCGAGGGCUUCUGCCUGGUCGGUGUCUCCGACCUGGACAUCUGUGAGUUCAUCGACAACUACUCCCUCUCCAAGAAGGGCGUCAAGGCCAUGAGCCUCAAGCGCUCCACCAUCACUGACGCCGGCCUGGAGGUGAUGCUGGAGCAGAUGCAGGGCGUAGUGCGCCUCGAGCUGUCCGGCUGCAACGACUUCACCGAGGCGGGGCUGUGGUCCAGCCUGAGCGCGCGCAUCACCUCGCUGAGCGUGAGCGACUGCAUCAACGUGGCCGAUGACGCCAUCGCGGCCAUCUCGCAGCUGCUGCCCAACCUGGCUGAGCUGAGCUUGCAGGCCUACCACGUGACGGACACGGCGCUGGCCUACUUCACGGCGCGCCAGGGCCACAGCACGCACACGCUGCGCCUGCUCUCCUGCUGGGAGAUCACCAACCACGGCGUGGUCAACGUGGUGCACAGCCUGCCCAACCUUACCGCGCUCAGCCUCUCAGGCUGCUCCAAGGUCACCGACGACGGCGUCGAGCUCGUGGCCGAGAACCUGCGAAAGCUGCGCAGCCUCGACCUCUCCUGGUGCCCGCGCAUCACUGACAUGGCGCUGGAGUACGUGGCCUGCGACCUGCACCGCCUGGAGGAGCUCGUGCUGGACAGGUGUGUUCGCAUCACGGACACCGGCCUCAGCUAUUUGUCCACCAUGUCGUCCCUCCGCAGCCUCUACCUGCGAUGGUGCUGCCAGGUGCAGGACUUCGGGCUGAAGCACCUCCUGGCCAUGAGGAGUUUGCGUCUCUUGUCUCUGGCAGGCUGCCCGCUGCUGACCACCACGGGGCUGUCUGGCCUGGUGCAGCUGCAGGAGCUGGAGGAGCUGGAGCUGACCAACUGCCCCGGGGCCACCCCCGAGCUCUUCAAGUACUUCUCGCAGCACCUACCCCGCUGCCUCGUCAUCGAGUAGCGCGGGGCCUCCCGCCCCCGUCGCAGGAACCCGCCGCGCUCCGGGCGGGGACGCGGGGGCGCCGCUGAGCCCCCUUUCCCGGCCCGGCGCUCAGGGGAGCCCCCGCGCCCUCCGCCCCGCGCGGGAGGCGGGGCGAACCGAGAAGCCCCGCCCCGCCCUUCCUGGCCCCGCCCCGGGCAGGGAGGGGGCGGCGGGCGGGGCCAGCCCCACGCACGCACGCACGCACGCACACUCGGGGACUUUGUGCAUGCCCCUCGUGCCCGCACUGCACGCCCGCCCUCCACACGCCACUCCCGCCUUCAUCGUUCGCCCGCCCGCUGCAGGGGGCCCGGGGCUCGGUCCUGGGGGGCGUUUCAAGCUCCCCAGACGGCCGCCCUCACCGCCUCCCUCGCCCCACCCCGCUCUGUCUCCCCGCUGUCCCCCCAUCCCGGGCAGGGCCCAGGGGGAUUGACGGGGGCUGGGUCCCCCAGGACACCGGGGCCCGGAAGAGUCCCAAGGGCUUCCCGCAUCUUCCACUGCACCAAGCCUGGAGCCCUCCGAGGGGUGCGAGGUGGAAACAGGCCACCGCCCAAGCCAUGGCCCACUGUCCAAGGAGCCCAGGUCCCACCCGCCCUUCCCCUGACUCAUGCCAGCCUGACCCAAGCGACCGCUCCUCUUUCUUGCCACUGUGUGAGGCAGUCCCCUGCUCGCCCCGCCCCCACCCGCGGGCCUACAGGUCCUUGGGCCCUAGCCAGGCUAGGGCAGAAUUGGGUUGGGAGAGGGGCAGACUGGAUGAGUGACAAUGACCUUGGCAUAAUCAACAUUAGCCCAGCCAGCUCCAGUCCACCUCAACCCAGGGUGACACAGCCACCUUGAGAGACCCUAAGCUGGAGCGACCCUCAGGGUCUGCAGGCCUUGGGAGCAGUCCUGGUGGGCCCCAUACCACAGCCCCUGUAGCCACCUGGGCCAGACCUCUCAAUGCUACACUUCACCCUGGGCAGGUCUCCAGCACGGGGAAGCUGGAAAAGUGGCCCCCAGCCAAGGUCAGGGUCAGCGCCAGCCAGCAGCUGAUCUUCCAGUGGCCAGCACACCCUCAGCACCCAGAGGAGGGAGGGCUCCUUCCUAGCCACCCCCCACCCCUCCCUGGCUUCCCAAACCUCUGCCUGCCCAAAUGGGCUCUGACCGUGUUCUGUCCGAUCCCAAGACAUGUGGAAGUCCUGGGGGAUGCUGGCACAUCUUGGCAAUUGCUGAGGAGGGGGCUGGGACCCCUUUCCAUCCAACCUUGAGCCCCAGGAGAUACAGCACCCACACCCAAUCUUGGGACCCCCCCCAAUCUGGUUGGAAGAGAGUAACCAGUUUCCAGAGAGCCAGAGAGUGAAAGAGAGAGAGAGAAAGAGCGAGCGAGCGAGCGAGAGAUGCUGUUGAAGCCGAGAAACGGUUCAACAGCCCAAAGAUUUUCCUGCCCGUGGAGUGCCAGCAAGAAACUCCAGGGCUGAGGUGGUCAGGAGCCAGUUUCUUCAGCCCCGCCUCCCCACAGCUCCCUAGUGGGGAGGGGGCAGCUGUCCAUUUGUCCAAAGUAUUAAUGCAACUGAAGCUGUGACAUUUCCAACGACUGUAGGAAGAAAAAUUAAGGGGAGAGAGGAAAACAAACAAAACCAACCAACCCCUAAAAUCAUUUUCUUAUUGUACAUAACGACCUCAUUCUCCUGUAUAUGCGGAAGAUAUAACCUUAUAUUUGGUAAGUGUUUCUUGUGCUAUUUUAUCACGUGACCUGUUUAUAAAAAUAUAUAUUAAAAAAAAAGUUGUAAAAA
This is a messenger RNA of Equus caballus (horse), 3578 nucleotides long. RefSeq names its product F-box and leucine rich repeat protein 16 (gene FBXL16). The record is from RefSeq and is a predicted model, not a curated record. Gene Ontology annotation, cellular component: cytoplasm. Gene Ontology annotation, molecular function: protein binding. Lineage: Eukaryota; Metazoa; Chordata; Mammalia; Perissodactyla; Equidae.